AUGAUGUGUAAAAACUGGAUAUUAAUGUCUACUACUAUUCCCGCAAGUCCAGAAGAUGAAAUUGUUGGAAGACUUCUAAAAAUUUUGUUUGUUAUCUUUGUUGACUUUAUGUCUAUUGUAUAUGUCAUUAUAACUUCCUGA
This is a messenger RNA of Callorhinus ursinus (northern fur seal), 141 nucleotides long. It is a transcript of the gene MRLN, whose product is annotated as myoregulin. NCBI's taxonomy places the organism in Eukaryota, Metazoa, Chordata, Mammalia, Carnivora, Otariidae. The record is from RefSeq and is a predicted model, not a curated record.